This is a messenger RNA of Puccinia graminis f. sp. tritici CRL 75-36-700-3, 759 nucleotides long. RefSeq lists its product as uncharacterized. The record is from RefSeq and is a predicted model, not a curated record. Lineage: Eukaryota; Fungi; Basidiomycota; Pucciniomycetes; Pucciniales; Pucciniaceae. Bases 1 to 759 code for a protein of 252 amino acids. The transcript has a single exon.
AUGGACGAUGACAUGCUGAAAAUUCUCUUGAUUAAAAAUCUGAUGGCUGUUAACAACCAAUCCAAUCCUCUCAACGCUUUGUCUUCUGUUGCCAGUCAACUCAAAUGGCAAUAUCUUGGCAACAACUUCAAGCCGACGUUGGCUGUCAAUGGAUCAAAUUUUCCCCUGUGGUCGGCAUUGUUGAAGGAUCUAGUUUUAGGUGUUACUCAGGUGGCUGAUUACUUCAAGCGCGAUCUAUUUGAAGAUGAUGUUCCCACUGCUCUUGGGGUACUGGCCAUGAUCAAGAAUUCUAUUGACAAGGCGCUACACUUGUUGCUCCACGGGACCUGGGUCUCACUCUACCAACGUUUCUCCGGCCCCUCCUGGUCUCUUCUCCUCAAUCGCUGGUCUGAGAUUGCACAACCGCCGGAUGCUUUGGACUCAAUUUCCUCUGGCUAUGAGUCCUUGAAGAGAAGCCUGUUGGACUUGGAGGAGCAAUUGGGAGGGUGGACAACAGAUAAACUGUUGUCACUCACGUUCAACUCUUCCAUUUACCGUUAUCGGGGUCAGGUUGCUGAUACAAUGGAUUCCUGUCUCGCUAUUUUUCCGGGUACUCCUAUCUCACCUAUUGAUCUAAGAAAUGUGGCGACUAGAAUCCAUCAGUCCUCAUCAGCACAAUCAUCAGGUACUGGUGCACAUUCAGUUAUGGCCGUCUCUUCUCAACGUGGUCGCGGAGGACGUUCUAGGUCUUCAAGAGGUGGACAUGUGGCUGGAGCUUGA